AUCCUUUGUUUCAUGCAUUCGAUAAGUCGGUCACGAAUGAAAAUUUCGAGAAUUCUAAUUACAAAAUGUUUUUAAUGCGCUCAUGUAUUACAUAUGAGAUUCGCGAGACUUUUUCUUUCGAUUACAACGUAUUGUAACCAAGAAGUUCGGAGCGUUUCGUUGAGUUUAACGAACUUCUAGCCAAGUGUGGACGACUUUCUGGCGUCUAUAAAUAAGCCUUCUUUAUUUCAUCUUGUAAUUUUAAAGUAAACUCUAUUUAGUUUAUAUUAAGAUUUACAAAAAGAGGAUUUACGUAACCUUGUAGAGGUGUUGCAUGCUUGAUGUUGAGAGAGUUAUUUGUGUUCUGUUUAAUUUUUUGUUUGUUUUAUGUAAACAUUAAUGAAAGCUCACAUUCCUAAUUUUUAUCUUGCAGAAUUAACCAUUUAGAGAAUACCAUGUUGGGUAAUUCUACUGCCAUUCAACGUCCAAGAGACCAAGCUUCUACUAAUGGAGCUCAAAGAAGUGCUGGAAAGAAGAUAUCAGCUCAAACGAUGGAAUACAAUUCAAGCCAUCCACACAAUGUUUCAAAUUUGGAGUUGGAUCACAUAACGCUCUGGCGACAUCCAAUUAUAACGUUGCAUUAUUUCUUUAGCGAAGUGUUUAUUCAUAUGCUUAGUUUAGUGAAGAAAACAUUACUCUACAAACGAACUGUAUGUGCUAUAAUUUCAAUUACAAUAUUAUUUCUUCUGUUAGGCAAAAUCUCUGGUCCCCAACAAGAGAUUUUUAGAUUGUGGGAGGCCAAAAUUAUAUGGUGGUUAUACUGGGUAGGAUUAGGUGUAUUAUCAAGUGUAGGUCUUGGUACAGGUUUGCAUACCUUUGUAUUAUACUUAGGACCACAUAUAGCAGCUGUUACUAUAGCAGCAUAUGAGUGCGGUGGUUUAAACUUUCCGGAACCACCAUAUCCUGACGAAAUCAUAUGCCCAACAAAGAUUAAUCCAAUGUGGACUGUAGGUAUAUUAAAUAUAAUGAAAAAAGUUCGUGUAGAGGCCAUGCUGUGGGGUGCUGGUACCGCACUUGGCGAGUUACCGCCAUAUUUUGUGGCUAGGGCUGCAAGAUUAAAUGGAAAAAAUAGUAAUGAAAAUUUUGAUCAAGAAGAUUUAAAAGAGCUGGAAGAAUUGGAAGGUUUGGAAGUGUUAGAGAGUGGAGAGAACGUAUCGUUUGUAACGCAUAUAAAAUUACAUAUAAAAUUAAUAAAAUUACGAAUAAAAUCAAGUAUGAAGCGAUUUGUCGAAAAGGCUGGAUUCUGGGGCAUAUUAGCUUGUGCAUCGAUUCCAAAUCCCUUGUUUGACCUGGCUGGUUUGACAUGUGGACAUUAUCUCAUUCCAUUCUGGACAUUCUUUGGUGCAACUCUUGUAGGAAAGGCUGUUAUUAAGAUGCACAUACAGCAAUUAGCAGUGAUCAUAGCCUUCAAUGAAGAACUUUUAGAUAAAUUUAUUAGCUUGUUAGCGGUUGUACCGUUCGUUGGUACAAAAUUCCAAGAACCAUUAAAGAAAUAUUUCAUUGCACAGAAACAGAAGCUACAUGAUAAAUCGUCUAUGGAGGGAGCGACUACAAUAUCAUGGCUGUUUGACAAAUUUGUAACAUUGAUGGUUUGUUAUUUCUUAGUGUCAAUUGUUCAUUCACUAGCGCAAAAUCAUCAUCGUAGACGAACUAAGCCAGCCAUCGAUUAAAACUUACAAAAGACAUAGGAUAGUUAGAAAUAUAAAAUUAGUUUCACUGCAACAUAUUUAUAUAGAUAAAUACAAUCCAUUUUUAAGAAGGCAAGAAAAAUAAAGGAGAGCAAGGAAUGUGUUAUAAAGUUUCACAUAAUUUCGAUGUUACGAUAGAAACGUUUUGUACACGAUGAUGCAGUGUUAAGUGACUUUAUUCUCUUUUCUUCUGAAUAUACGUUCAUAUUGCUACAUUUUAUAUAAGUAUCUGUUGCAAGGAUAUAUCCUGUUAUAUAUGUCUACAUGUGCGUAUGCGCGCGCGUAUGAGUGUGUAUGUAUGUGUGUGUGUGUACAUAGAUACAGGUCUUUUAUAAACAAGAUUUAUGUACAGCGCAUGAAACAAAUAUCUAAUGAUAUUCUGCAAUUUUUCUGCACAUUCAAUUGAUAUUGAAGCUUCUGCGUAUUACAUCGAUAGCAAGGAUUGUAUUCAGACAUUUGCGAGUGAUGGAAAAAAAAGUACAUGCUGUAAUCAAUAAAACUAGUAUCUAGCCAAAUUUCUAUAAGUUUUGUAUACGCGUUUUAAACACACGGGAGCGGCGAGAAUCUCACAUUAUCUACCCAUAAUCUCGCAUUAAUAAAAAAAAAAAAAAAUGUAUAA
This is a messenger RNA of Solenopsis invicta (red fire ant), 2346 nucleotides long. RefSeq names its product vacuole membrane protein 1. The coding region runs from base 435 to 1709 and encodes 424 amino acids. The transcript has 5 exons. Lineage: Eukaryota; Metazoa; Arthropoda; Insecta; Hymenoptera; Formicidae. The record is from RefSeq and is a predicted model, not a curated record.